AUGGGACGCAAGCCGAACGCGCUGAUCCUCGAGUUUUUCGAGCGAGGCGCCAAGUUGGCCGACCAGAGCAACAGAUAUGAACACAGCUGCAAAAGAUGCGGCCAGGAGCAGUUUCCAAAGGGCAGACCCGACAGCCUGACACGCCACUUGUUCGAGAAAUGUCCCAACAUCACCGACGAGGACCGCUCGCGCGCCUUGUGGCAGCCCGCCGACAAUUACAUGGCCUCGAACAACUCGACCCCCCACUCUGACGCAGACCUCCCUCUGAUACCACGUCGUGAACCCUCGGGUCUCGACGCCCUUGCCGAAGUCUCUCGCCAACUUCAGGCCAAUGGUCAACAUGAAGAGGCUCUGGUAGCCCAGCUGCGACAGCACAUGGAUCAAGAGAACAAGGACAACGGACCUUUGAUGCAUACGGCCAGCGCAGCUACUGACAUGGUCCACCACAUGCCCGCCAAGUCUAGAAAGCGUAGAGCCGAGUCAGACGUCGCUCUACAGCGCCAACUGCCACAUCCACCAGUCGAUCCACAACUCCAGCAGCAUGACGACUAUUCGUCCUUUGUCAACAACUCUCUCGACGAAAGCUCUGCCCACCAGUCGCCCCAACCUCAGUCUCAGCAAUAUCAGCAGCGUCAACAGUCCCAGCAACCACAACACCACCAAGCACACCAACCAUUGCAACAAUCCGGACACUAUUCAGCGCAGCAACCGGCACAACACACACCACAGCCUUCUGACCAGCCUUCGAAUACAUCGCAACAACCAUCUCAGCUACCUCCCCAAGAAGCACAAGAUGGCGCCCCUUCAAGCCAUGGUGAAUCACCAGCAUUUACUGUCAACCAAGGCGGCUUUGGUUUGCUGCAACGCGCCAACAAGAACAAAGUGCGUGGCAGAUUCACCGAGGAGAGACGUAAGGAAGUACAGACUGUGCGCAAGAAGGGCGCCUGCCUCCGCUGUCGCAUGUUGAAGAAGCCCUGCUCCGAAGGUACUCCCUGUGGUACCUGUCAGAAUAUCGAGAGCGCAAGACUGUGGAAGAAUGCCUGCAUUCGCUCUCGCAUCGCCGAAGAGUUCACGCUCUACUCGUCCUCUCUCUUCCAAGCCAAGGACCACCACACCGUCCUUAGUGCGCUGCAGGGUGUCGACCCCAUGCAGUUGCCUGGAAGAGUCGAGGUUACCCUGUUCCCUGACACAAACAUCUAUGCUACCUUCCCUGCUCUGAUGACACCUCCUACAGCUCCCUCCCUCAUCUUCAUGCUCAAUUACAGACGCGAUCCUGACACGCUGGCUGCCACUUUGGAACGCUAUCUGCACAUGGUCAUCAUGCAAUGCAUUUCACACGAGCCCUCGACUUUCAUGCGCUCCACUCUCGAGGUUGCUACCGAGUUGAGUGUUGAUCACAACGAUGUUCUUCUGGGAAAACUCAUCAAUCUCUGGGCUGCCACGAAUAUCCUUAUCUCGAAUGAGCCUAUUUGGUCCAUCUUCUACGAGCCUAACCACCCGCCGGUCAUGGAAGCCGUUCAAGGCGAGCAUGCCGAACAAGCUUCAUCUGCUUCGCAAGACAAGGGCCAGUCGGACCGCAAGGCCUUCUCACCAGACACCACCGAUUACGCAGUCAUCUACGCGCAGCUGCAGCAUGCCGCCGAGAGGUACUGCCAGAAGCAAGCCAAGUUCGUCAUGAACGAGCUCGAACGUCGCCUCCUGCAACGCCAACAGUCUUCGUCCUUCCUCACUUUCCUUGCCGCCGUCAUCCUGCUCAAUUGCGUCGAGCGCAUGACUGUUGCCUCACCGGGCGAACACCCAGACCGUCCAGUUGACUGGCUCUUGGAAGAAGCACCUAGUCACUACUGGCCGCAAGGCAACUCGUUCAGCAACCUCGUACACCUACUCCUUCGCAUGCGUGGUCUGCCUCCUGCGACACUGGUCCGUCACACCGGUAGUCUGGUCGUUAUCCCAAGCACACACAACAAAGCUUAUAGCUCAGAGACCCAGGGUCCUGCCGCUGAAUCCCAGUUGCAGCUUGCAGCAGCCUGGAUCGAGCGCACCAAUGUCUCGGCUUACGACCUGCUCCGAGCCAAGGACAGACCUCUAUCUGAAGUCGGAUCCGAUCCUAGAGACUGGGAUUUGAGGUUCAUUGCCCCUCUGCUGUUGCCACAGAGUUCUUAG
Molecule: messenger RNA, 2163 nt
Organism: Aureobasidium melanogenum CBS 110374
Lineage: Eukaryota; Fungi; Ascomycota; Dothideomycetes; Dothideales; Saccotheciaceae
Exons: 3
Coding region: 1-2163 (720 amino acids)
Biological process (GO): regulation of DNA-templated transcription
Molecular function (GO): DNA-binding transcription factor activity, RNA polymerase II-specific; zinc ion binding
Source: RefSeq, a predicted model, not a curated record